Tripterygium wilfordii is the source of this 1275-nucleotide messenger RNA. RefSeq lists its product as uncharacterized. Gene Ontology annotation, molecular function: cadherin binding. The record is from RefSeq and is a predicted model, not a curated record. NCBI's taxonomy places the organism in Eukaryota, Viridiplantae, Streptophyta, Magnoliopsida, Celastrales, Celastraceae. The coding region runs from base 216 to 1025 and encodes 269 amino acids. The transcript has 4 exons. Gene Ontology annotation, cellular component: nucleoplasm; mitochondrion.
UAAGAAAAAAAAAGAAAAAGACGAGUGUUCGUGAAACUGAGGUUUAGGAGAGAUGUGAGAGGAAAUCUCGCCGGACGUAGUUGAGAUUCUUGUUCGCUUCGGCUGUGAAAGGUUGGGAAUUUGCAGAUGAGGUUCGAUUGUGCUCUUGGAUUGUUAUCCUUAUUGAUGAUUUUGUAGUUAUAAUUCAGAAGGAAAAAAAACAAGUGCAAACAAGGAUGCCCAGAAGCCUAUCUCGCUCGCCGUCGUAUCGGAGAAGGUACUCUCCGUCUCCUGUCGGUCACCGCCAUAGCAGAAAAAGCAGAAGAGACCGCAGCCGCUCUCCUUAUUCCAGGAGAAGAAAUCGUUCCAAUUCCCGCCAUAAAAGUCGUUCACCAAGUUAUAGGCGUCGUAAAAGUAGGUCUCCAACACCGUGGAGUCAUAGAAGAAGGAGAAGUAGGAGUAACUACUUGUCACCUUCACCCAAGUCUCGAAGUCCAAGCCUUCCAUCCACCCAGCGAAAAAGUGCCAAUGGGAAACUUAAGAAAGAGGAGGAAGAAAAGAAAAGGCAUCAACGGGAGGCAGAAUUAAAACUACUAGAGGAAGAGACCGCUAGGAGACUGGAGGAAGCUAUUCAAAAAAAUGUUGAGGAAAAGUUAAGCUCGGAGGAAGUUAUGUUAGAAAUAGAGCGCCGAAUAGAAGAAGGUCGAAAGAGGUUGUUUGAUAAUGUUGUAGCUCAAUUGGCAAAAGAGAAGGAAGCUGCUCUUGUUGAGGCAAGACAGAAAGAAGAACAAGCUCGAAAAGAGAGAGAGGAACUGGAUAUGAUGCUGGAAGAGAAUAGGAGGAGGGUGGAAGAGGCACAGAGAAGCUUAGCUUUAGAGCUGCAGCGAAAAGAGAAGGAGCGGUAUCGAGAGUUGGAGCUGAUUCACAGACAAAAGGAAGAGGCUGCUCGGAGGAAAAAGCUCGAAGAGGAAGAAGAACGCUCAAACCAGAUGAAGAUGUUGGGUAAAAAAAGAUCUCAGCAGAACUCUUAUGGAGUUGGUUUAUAAUGGUAACUUCAAUGGACCCCUUUCUUUUGUUGCAUAAGUAAUUACUGAUCGAUUGUGUCCUGGAGUAUCAUGUUGUUUGGUAGUUGUUCUGAUGCCUUAAUGGACUGAUGAGCACUGGCUUGAAACUGAUUUCUGCCAUCUUAGAAUAUCGAUUGAUUAUAGUAAGAUCUAGGAAGUGCACCUAUGAGAAUGAGGCUAGACCCUCAGUUAUUUUGUCAUCCGAUCAUAAUUUACCACUCCAUUUGUUGGA